AAGGCGUGUAUUUUUUACUUUAUUUCGCUAACCAUGUGAUUUCUCUCCCCCUCAGGAGACGCCAUGCUGAAGCACGCAAGCCCCCAGAGGUCCACCUCGAGCCUUGCCCAGCACCUGAGCGCCUCCGCCACGGUCCCGCGGGCGUCCGAGGCCAGUCGCGUGCCGGCCGUGACCGAGGCCUCCGACCGCUGCGGCGUCGCGGCCCUCAGAGACUCCUACAGCGAGAGAAGCGUAGACUGCGACAGCCUGAUCGUGCCGUCGUCGUACGCGCAGGCCGAGAAGGACGUCGGCUACCAGGUGGGCACGUGGUCGGGCGUGUCGCAGGCCAACGUGCGCCGCGGCCUGUCGUUCAGCUCCCGACGGGCGCCCGACACGCUCUCCUUCCGCUCGGUGCGCAGCGAGGGCCCGCCGGCCUCGCCCGAGCACACGCCGCCCUCCAAGAUGCCCACCACCAGCUCCAGUAUGAUGAACGUGUCCGUCCUCAAGGACAGCGACGUGACGGACACGCCCAAGGGUGGGAUGCAGUGCCUCAAGGGCGACAUGUCGAGCCUCAAGAACCUCCUUCGCCUGCCCGGCGUCCGAGGCCAAGCCAAAAUCAUGGAGGUGGGAAAGGCAGCGACUCUCAGCCCGGACAGCCUCAGCCUCAACUCCUCCGACAGCUUCUUCUCGGCCAACAACAGCGGCCGGACCUCCUCCAGAAGCUGGUCCUCCAACGCUUCCUCCAACUCCAACACCACCAACUCCUCGACGGGCUCCAACAACUCCGCCUCCGAACCGGCAUCGACGACCAUCAAGGUGUUCGCCAAGUGCCUCCGCUCCGACAUCGAGUACAAGACGAUCUCGGUGAGUUCGAGGGCCACCUGCCGAGAAGUCGUGAGUCUCCUGCUCUCCAAGUACCGCAUGCGGCACCGCGACCCGAACCUCUUCUAUCUCACCAUGGAAGUCACCGUCAGGAGGUGGUCCGGUGCUCCUGUGAGGUCCCUGCUGGUGCUGGAGGAGAACGCCCGCCCAGCACAGCUCGCCCUCUGUAGGCCGCCGGGAGAUUCGAGGUUCGCCCUCCAGAUGCGUCGAGGGGGAGUCAUCAAGGUGCAUGACACGGUCCUCAUGCCGGGGUCCCAGUACAAGUCCCUCCUGGUGUCGGACCGAACCACGUCCGAGGAGGUGGUGCAGCUCCUCCUCAACUGCUACAACAGGCGGGAGAACAAAUACUUCUACGCUCUGCAUGAGGUGCGUCGCAGCCCCGAGUACAGCGACAGGAUCUUGCUGCCCGACGAGCGCCCCCUGGAAGCCAAGAGCCUGUGGCCGCGGGACCGCCAGGCGGAGUACGUCUUUGUCCUUCGGAGGAACAUGGCCCAAGCGCUCUCCCUCAGACGGCUCUCUCUGAGGACCAGCGACCCCAAGAGGCCCCCUCCCCCCUCCGAGGCCCCCGCCAGCGAGAGGCCCGCGGCUUGCGCCAGCGCGCCCCCUCCUGCAGUCGCCGCGCCGGCCGACGUCAGGCCACCCCAGCCGCCGUCUCAGGUCGCGAAGGAGACGCCGGACGCGCCCUUCAUGAUCGAGGACGCUGUCAUAGACUGCACGGAUGUCACUCCGAAGAUGACCACCCUCAGCAGGAUGGCUUCCUCGACGUCCAACCGCAUCGUCUCUCCUUCCUCGUCCUCCUCCUCUUCCUCCUCUCCUCCUCUUCCCCGCCACUAACGGCGCUCCCUUCCCUUCUGCUUCGUGCACCGCCUUAU
This is a messenger RNA of Penaeus vannamei (Pacific white shrimp), 1733 nucleotides long. NCBI's taxonomy places the organism in Eukaryota, Metazoa, Arthropoda, Malacostraca, Decapoda, Penaeidae. The record is from RefSeq and is a predicted model, not a curated record.